This is a messenger RNA of Ilyonectria robusta, 2073 nucleotides long. RefSeq lists its product as uncharacterized. The record is from RefSeq and is a predicted model, not a curated record. NCBI's taxonomy places the organism in Eukaryota, Fungi, Ascomycota, Sordariomycetes, Hypocreales, Nectriaceae. The transcript has a single exon. Bases 1 to 2073 code for a protein of 690 amino acids.
AUGGCCGACGCCGAAGAGCCUCAAUUCAACACGCUGGCAGAGCGAAUAGCAGCCCUCAACAAGCAAAAGAAUUUCAGCACCACUACCCCAGAACCAGCUCGCAAGCGCCCACCGGGACCACCACCUCCUCCCCCUGGCCGGCCUGUCGUCGACGCCAGGACUCAGUCAUUACCAGUGGUUUCGUCCUCUGGGAGUCCUCCAGGCCAUCAUAGCCCCGCGAUCCCUCCCAGGCCCAAUCGACGGAACAAUGCGCCAUCGGUUCCUGGACAGAACCCAUCUGUUGCGCUGAACGGGACGCAGCAUCACCACCAGAGCCCUGUUGCCGCCCCACCUCCGCUACCAAGCCGCUCCCCCUCGAGUCAACCAACUUUGCCGCCCCGGCGCACAUUGACGCAGCCUCCCAGUUUGACGGUGAGACGUAACUCGGGCUCUUCUGAAAUUUCCCAGCAUUCGACUUUGUCCUCUCUGUCGUUGGGUGGUCACACUGCAUCCUCCGUCACCAGUCAGGGCUCGGAGGGCACCAUCUACAAGCUGCCCCCGGCAUUUGAUGCAGCCAGUCUCCCUCCGCUGCCGCCCUCCAAGAGAGAACGUGAGGCCAAGGAGGCCAAGGAGACUGCAGAGGCAAUUAAGCAGGCAGCCCGGCCCAAGUAUCACAAGCAAGCAGCCCAACCAAUUCCAGCUUCUCGCCAGGUUGAGCCUGCUCCAGCACCCAAACCUUCUCUCCCACCAAGACUCCCUUCGCGGCCAGCCAUACCGCCGCGAAAUGCAACUGUGGCGACCACAGAGCCCAACCAGCCACCUCGGAAACUGCCACCCCGGCCAAUGGGAUUUGCGAAAUCAACACCCACCAAUGGCACUUCAACUCAAUCCCCAGGUGUGCGACCUGCUCUUCCAAGCCGGCCGCAGUCACACGACGAGCCUCCUCCAGUACCAGCUUCCUCGCGUCCGUCAUUCGCACAGAUUGAGGCUGCUUCCCGAGCGCCUCCACCCAUUCCCGUGGUUGACGACUGCUUCAUUUGUCGAGACUGGAGUGGCCCCGACACAGUAGCAGCACAGUUCCCCCGGCAAUCACUACCGAGGAAUGAUCCUGUAGGCCAUCUGGCUCAUGGGCUCUGCGACCCAUUCCCGUCUUAUACAAACAAGGCCCGCGCAAUCUUCACAUGGUUCCAUCACAACAUUGUCUAUGACACGGUUGCGUUCUUUGGAAACUCUAUUAAACACAUGUCAGUUGAAGACACUAUUUUCAGUGGAAAAGCCGUCUGUCAAGGCUAUGCGGAGGUGUACAAGGCGAUCGCAAACAGAGCUGGGCUUGAGUGCGUCCUCGUUAGUGGCCAUGGAAAGGGAUACGGGUACACUCCCCUGAAAGAAGGGGAGCGCCCUCCUCCACCCAAGCCAGACGGCCAUGCUUGGAACGCGGUGCGCAUUGAUGGCGGCGAGUGGAAGCUCUUGGAUGCCUGCUGGGGAGCCGGUCACCUAGACGGCCACACCAACCAGUACAAGCAGACUUUUUCCCCUACACAUUUCAACAGCUCCAACGACAAGUUCGGCAGGUCACACUUCCCCCGCGAGUCAAAGUACCAGUUCCGCAACGAUGGCCGGGUCAUCAGCUGGGAGGAGUACUUCGUGGGCCCAAAGGUUGGCCAGGUGAAUGGUGAGCGUCCCACCUUCUACACUGGUGCACACGAGGAAGGAUUUUGCGAGGACACCGUGGAGCCGAAGGGACGGGACAUCCCUGUGUAUAGCGGCGAAGUCGUACGGUUUCAAUUUUCCAAAAUCUGCGAACACUGGACAUCGGAGAAACACGGGCGGGGCAAGCCUCCCCUGUUGUUGCUUUGCAUUAACGGGGUUGAUGGUCGAAAAGAUGAUAUGCUACCCAUGGAGACAGAUGGCUACUGGCAUUGGAUCGAUGUGAAUGCAAGGGAUCUAGGAGCCCCAGGACAGUCGGUGAAGGUUGCCCAACCGACAUCCAUUGAUGGGCAGGAUGCUAGGGGCGUUACAGCAAAGGAAUUUCUGGCAAAGAAGGGCAAGGUGGGAAUGGCUUGGUCUUAUGAUAUGAGCUGGGAGUUGGUAUAA